Molecule: messenger RNA, 2624 nt
Organism: Syngnathus typhle (broad-nosed pipefish)
Lineage: Eukaryota; Metazoa; Chordata; Actinopteri; Syngnathiformes; Syngnathidae
Product: receptor-type guanylate cyclase gcy-19
Exons: 7
Coding region: 22-1644 (540 amino acids)
Biological process (GO): cGMP biosynthetic process; intracellular signal transduction; receptor guanylyl cyclase signaling pathway
Molecular function (GO): guanylate cyclase activity; peptide receptor activity
Source: RefSeq, a predicted model, not a curated record
UUCAUUGGAGGACUUCUUGAUAUGUGGAUUACAGAAGAAGAUACUCUAAGCAAAGCCAGAGAUGACCCAAACUGGAGAGACGUUCUAUCCGCAAGACUUCUCCUCACCUUCAUAGAACUCAACCACCAGUUACUGGACUUCCCCCAUAUGGCGGCUGGACCCGCCUUCCAGGACAAGUGGACUUUUGCAUUGAGGCACCUUAGCUUGGCUAUCCUCAUGACAGAACAACUGCGUGACUGCUGGUUGGAGAACAUAGAUGAAAAGUUCAACUCAAGCCACUAUUUCAAACAUAUCUUUAACGCAAAUCUUUGGGAGAUGACAAACUCUUUGCCCGGGUCACACGCUGGACUCCAAGCACUGAAUGACACUCAGCACUGCUUGUUCGGCCGUGCGGGGCCGGCACUCCGGACGGCAUCUCGCUCGGUGUCUUCGAGCCUCAGUAUGAAGAUCAGCCUUCUGGCGAUAGCCUGCCUCAUCUACCCGGUAGUCAUGUUCUCCUUCAAGCAAAUGACUGAGUGGAUUGAAAAUUAUGCACAAAGUUUAACAGAGAAGACGGAGGACUUGAGACGUCAAAGACGGCUAGCCGAAGACCUGCUGCAUCAAAUGCUGCCAAAGUCAGUGGCCAAACAGCUCCGGCGACAUAAACACGUCGAAGCGGAGAGCUAUGAGAAGGUGACCAUCUUUUUCUCAGACAUUGUCGGUUUCACCUCCAUCUCAGCCUCCUGUACGCCUUUGCAAGUGGUGGAAAUGCUCAACAACCUCUACGUUUGCUUUGACACACGGAUCGACUCCCAUGAUGUAUACAAGGUCGAGACAAUUGGAGAUGCGUACAUGGUAGUGAGCGGACUCCCCGAGAAAAACGGGGACAGACAUGCUGACGAAAUUGCCAAGAUGGCUCUGGAUCUCAUCGCAGCCGUCCGACAGGUGUGCAUCCCUCACAUGCCCAACCAGAGGCUGCAACUCCGAGCUGGGAUUCACACAGGUCCAUGCGUGGCCGGAAUAGUGGGCUACAAGAUGCCCAGAUACUGUCUGUUUGGGGAUACGGUGAAUACGGCUUCGAGAAUGGAGUCCACCAGUCUGCGUAGUAUCUCAUUUUAUGUGACAGCUCAAAAAAUCCACACUAGUUCUGCAACCUACUUGGCCCUUACUAAAGAUUUUGCCUAUGAGCUGCAGCUUCGAGGGGAGAUUGAAAUCAAGGGUAAAGGCAAAAUGAACACGUACUGGUUGAUUGGCCAUAAGAACUACAGUGUCCAGAAUGACAGCCUGGUUUGCCACUGGAAUCCCAACAUGGCGAGAAAAAAGAAAACUGAGGCCAGCAGUGAUGUUUCUGCAGGAAAUUCAUCAGUGACAGUGCAGAGCCUCAGUGAAAAUGCCACCACCCCAGUGCCCAAUCACACACCACCCCAGCCUCGAUCCGAUAAGGCGGACCUGAGUGUGGCAGCUCAUAUGGGACCUUCAGGCAGCAACAAUGCUACCUUGGCCUCCAAAAGUGGGGGACUGCAGGGUGGGGAUGAGUCCGCCCUCCUGCCCGGUCAGUGCAGGAGCAGUGGAGACAAAUGUGACAUUCUGCCUGGCUCCGCAAACAAUAACAACAAUAACCUCGGUCAUCACUGGACCUUAUGUAACAAAAUAAGGCAUUCAUAAAGAGUUAAGAGAGUCUCUCUCUCUCUCUCUCUCUCUCUCUCUCUCUCUCUCUCUCUCUCUCUCUCUCUCUCUCUCUCUCUCUCUCUCUCUCUCUCUCUCUCUCUCUCUCUCUCUCUCUCUCUCUCUCCCUCUCUCUUUCUCGUUCAUUAUCUUUUUUUUCUAGACAGCUUCUAUCCUACGCCCACUAGAGAGAGCUAUGCACCAUUAUAGGAUAGUAACGAUUUCUUCCCCCUCAAUUUCAACAUAAGAUUAUUAUUACUCAGUGCCAUCUUGAUGCACAACUACCCAUAAACUCGACGACCUUUUUUGACCUAAACAUAAUACUUGUGUUGUCAUCAAUUGUAAUAGGAUACUUUGAAUGCUCCCACGUGGUGUUUUUUUGAGUGUCAGUGAUUUCUCGAAUCCCAACGUCAAUUUUCUUGAACAUUGAUUUGCAUCUGUUGUAACCGAUUCUUCAACACCCACCAGUUACCAAAUCAGUCCUGACAUGUUGUGAAUUCACGAAUGUAUUAAAGUAUUCAUUUAAGUAGUGUGACGUACUUUAUUAGUCAUUUACAGUAUUUUAGAGUAAUUUUGAAAAGUUGUUAUUCCACUUUUGAAAGACAGCAAAUGUACCAUUGUAUGGUGUAUUUCAUUUCAGUGUACAUGUUGAUUAUGAUCUGUUGGGAAGGCUUUCUAAAACAGCAUACUUGGGAUCUGCUCCGUAUUUCAUUAGGAUUUAACUUGGUUGACAUGAUGUACAUAAUACAACUUGACUGGAGCAACUGUGACCGUCUCUGUGAUCUAACCCACAAUAACACUUCCAUUGUGCUGGUUGCCUUACACAUUCACCCAAAAUUAUGAAUGAAUGAAUCGCAGAGACAUUUCCAUCUAUGAUUUAGUUGGAUGCAUUGUCGAUCCUGUAUGUGUUUCAUUUUCAUGUUAUUGAUCUUAAAUUGUGGUGUAUCUAUAAAAAAAAAAUACAUUUGUAAAAAUUAAGG